AUAAGGGGGUUCCUGUCUGGCUACACAGGCACAGGCCCCGGUGCUGGAAAUGUGCCCACAGGCGGUGCCCUAUGUCCAACCGGUACCGCAUGCGGCUCUUGCGGUAGAUCCGGCACCGAUACAGGAGUCGUCGUCAUCAUCGUCUUCUGACAAGGCCCUUGCGGAUCCGGCACCAGCCCUGCCUACUAUGGAUGCCCGUGCGCAUCAGGAACUGCUCCGGCAUCUGGCUUCCAACCUAGGUGUCCCGGUGGAGCCCGUCAUGGAGGACACAGAUCCGAUGGUCAAUAUCCUUUCGGGUGACGCGCCCGCCCGUUUGGCUUUGCCACUUAAUAAAAUGGUGGCAAAAAUUACUAAUGCCCUGUGGCAAACACCGGCGACCCUGACCCCUACCUUAAAGGGUGUCAAGAGGCGCUACUAUGUUCCCCAGUUGGGGCACGAGCACUUGUACUCCCAGCCUGUCCCGGGGUCCUUGGUCAUCCAGGCAGCAGCCCAGAGGGAAAAGCUCCCCCAGCCGGGGCCGUCCCCGAAAGCUAGGGAAGCUAAGCGCCUUGACUUAAUGGGCCGAAAAGUCUACGCCACUGGUGGGGUGCAGCUCCGCAUCACUAAUCAGCAAGCAAUGCUAAGUUGUUAUGCUUUUAAUACCUGGCAGGCCAUGGAUAAGUCCAAGGAUAAGCUCCCUGCCGAGUCCCGUCAGGAGUUUGCGGCCAUGACCUCUGAGGGUAAGGCCAUCACCCGUACAGCCCUCCAGGCCUCCCUGGACGCAGUCGACUCUGCAGCCCGCACCAUGGCGUCUAGUGGCCUCUUUAUCUCCUCUAUCAAAAUCCACGUGGCAUCUCCCUCCGCCUUCCAUGUUGGUUUGGCAGGAAUUUCUCUUUUCUCUGACCCUGUGGUCAAAAGGUUCCUUACGGGUUUGGAUAAGUUGUAUCCCUUGGGGGAGGCAGAAGCUCUGCAGCGAAUGUUUGACAAGUUUAUCGACAAGAUGCUGACCUUCAAGAAGGAAAACUGCCAGGAGCUGGUCCCCAUCCCCGAGUACAGUGGGAUCGUGUCUCUCUGCAAGCUCUUCUCUGCUCUGGCCACCCCAGAGAAUGGGGUGAACCCAGCAGACAGUGAGAACUAUAUCACAGUGGUGGAAAUGUAUUUCAUCUUCAGCAUGAUCUGGUCUGUGUGCGCAGCGGUGGACGAGGAGGGCCGGAAGAAGAUUGACAGCUGCCUACGAGAGAUGGAAGGCUCCUUCCCUAACAAGGACACCGUCUAUGAGUACUUCGUUGACUCCAAAAGGAAGAACUGGGCCUCAUUUGAGGACAAGCUGCCCAAAAUGUGGAGGUACCCAGCCAAUGCUCCUUUCUAUAAGAUCAUCGUCCCCACGGUGGAUACAGUGCGCUACAAUUAUCUGGUGAAAGCCCUGGUGUCAAGUCAGAACCCAGUGCUGCUUGUGGGCCCAGUGGGCACCGGGAAGACCUCCCUCGCCCAGAGUGUGCUGCAAUCUCUAGACAAUACCAAGUGGGCCAUACUGACUGUCAACAUGUCUGCUCAGACCACCUCCAACAAUGUGCAGAACAUCAUUGAGAGCCGCGUGGAGAAGAGGACCAAGGGUGUGUAUGUGCCCGUGGGAGGCAAAAGCAUGAUCACCUUCAUGGACGACCUGAACAUGCCGGCCAAAGAUGCCUUCGGCUCCCAGCCCCCACUGGAGCUGCUGCGCCUCUGGAUUGAUUACGGCUUCUGGUAUGACCGCGAGAAGCAAACCAUCAAAUACAUCAAGGACAUGUUCCUCAUGACAGCCAUGGGCCCUCCAGGGGGAGGCCGAACUGUGAUAUCUGGCCGACUUCAGAGCAGGUUCAACCUCAUCAAUAUGACCUUCCCCACGGAGCCACAGAUCCGGUGCAUCUUCGGCACCAUGCUCAACCAGAAGCUGCAGAACUUUGAGGAGGGGGUGAAGCCACUGGGCAACGUAGUCACCGAGGCCACAAUUGAGCUGUACCAUGCCGUGGUGCAGAAAUUCUUGCCUACGCCUGCCAAGAUCCACUACCUCUUCAACCUGCGCGACAUCUCCAAGGUGUUCCAGGGCAUGCUGCGAGCAAACAAGGAUUUCCACGAUACGAAGCCCAGCCUUACCCGCCUGUGGGUUCAUGAGUGCUUCAGGGUCUUCUCCGACCGUCUGGUGGACUCGCCUGACAAGGAAGCCUUCAUUGCCAUUCUGAGUGAGAAGCUGGGCUCCUUCUUCGACCUGACCUUCCACAACCUCUGCCCCAGCAAGUGCCCACCUAUUUUCGGGGACUUCAUGCGCGAGCCACGGGUCUAUGAGGACUUGGUAGACCUGUCAGCCCUGAAGUUAGAGAUGGAGCGGGCGCUGGAGGAAUACAACCAGACGCCUGGCGUGGUGCAGAUGCAGCUCGUGCUCUUCAGAGAUGCCAUCGAACACAUUACCCGGAUUGUGCGGGUGAUUGGCCAGCCCCGUGGGAACAUGCUGCUGGUGGGCAUUGGAGGUAGUGGGCGCCAGAGCCUGGCACGCCUGGCCUCCUCUAUCUGCGAGGACGAGACCUUCCAGAUCGAGGUGACCAAGCACUACCGCAAGCAGGAGUUCAGGGAUGACAUCAAGAAGUUGUACCGACCCUUCCUCUUUGUGGACACGCAGAUCAUGGAUGACUCCUUCCUGGAGGACAUCAACAACAUCCUCAGCUCCGGGGAGGUGCCCAACCUCUACAAGGCUGAUGAGUUUGAGGAGAUCCAGUCCGUGAUCCUUGAUGCAGCCCGGGCUGACGGUAUCCCUGAGGUGGCUGACAGCCUCUUUGGUUACCUGAUCGAGAGGGUGCGCAACAACCUGCAUGUGGUGCUCUGCCUCAGCCCCAUCGGGGAGCCCUUCAGGAAUUGGAUUCGUCAGUACCCAGCACUGGUGAACUGCACCACCAUCGACUGGUUCUCAGAGUGGCCACGCCAGGCGCUGCUGGAGGUAGCAGAGAAGUAUCUCGAGGGCGUGGACUUAGGGAACCUGCCAAAGAUCCACAAGAAAGUGGCGAGGAUUUUUGUGACCAUGCACUGGUCUGUGGCCUCAUACUCACAGAAGAUGCUUCUGGAGCUCCGGCGCCAUAACUACGUCACUCCCACCAACUACCUGGAGCUGGUAUCAGGCUAUAAAAAGCUCUUGGCAGAGAAGCGCAAGGAACUCUCAGACCAGGCCAACAAGCUGCGCAAUGGGCUCUUCAAGAUAGAUGAGACACGCUGCAAGGUGGAGGUGAUGUCGCUGGAGCUGGAGGACGCCAAGAAGAAGGUGGCGGAAUUCCAGAAGCAGUGCGAGGAGUACUUGGUCAUCAUCGUGCAGCAGAAGAGAGAGGCCGAUGAGCAGCAGAAGACGGUGGGUGCUAACAGUGAAAAGAUUGCUGCUGAGGAGAUCAAGUGCAAGGCGCUGGCUGACAAUGCCCAGAAGGACCUGGAAGAGGCGCUGCCUGCCCUGGAAGAGGCUAUGAAGGCCCUGGAGUCACUCAACAAGAAGGAUAUGACAGAGAUCAAGUCCUACGGGCGCCCGCCCACCCUGGUGGAGACGGUGAUGCAGGCCGUCAUGAUCCUGCGCGGCAAUGAGCCAACCUGGGCAGAAGCAAAGAGGCAGCUGGGUGAACCUACCUUCAUCAAACAGCUGAUCAACUUUGACAAGGACAACAUCUCAGACAAGGUGCUGAAGAAGAUCAGUGGGUACUGCUCCCAGCCGGACUUCCAGCCCGAUAUCAUCGGGCGUGUCUCACUGGCCGCCAAGUCCCUCUGUAUGUGGGUGCGAGCAAUGGAGAUGUACGGCCGGAUUUACCGCGUGGUGGAGCCCAAGCGUGCCCGUAUGAAUGCAGCCAUGGCCCAGCUGGCUGAGAAGCAGGCAUCCCAGGCGGAGGCACAGGAGAAGUUGCGGGAGGUGGCAGAGAAGCUGGAGCGGCUGAAGCAGGAGUAUGAGGAGAAGCUGGUGCAGAAGGAGGACCUGCGCAAGAGGUCGGAGGAGAUGGAGAUCAAGCUGGACCGGGCUGACAAGCUGGUGUCCGGGUUGGCUGGGGAGAAGGCACGCUGGGAAGAGACUGUGCAGGGGCUGGAGGAGGACCUAGGCUAUGUGGUGGGUGACUGCCUGCUGGCUGCUGCCUUCCUGUCCUACAUGGGGCCCUUCCUGUCUGGCUACCGCGACGAGAUGGUUUCACAGAUCUGGAUGAAGCAGAUCCGGGAGCUGCAAGUUCCGUGUUCACCCAGGUUCACCUUUGACAGCUUCCUUUGCAACCCCACCAUUGUGCGCAACUGGAACCUGCAGGGACUGCCCUCCGACGCCUUCUCCACUGAGAACGGGCUCAUUGUCACGCGGGGCAACCGGUGGCCACUGAUGAUUGACCCACAGUGCCAGGCCUCCAAGUGGAUCAAAAACAUGGAGGCUGCUAAGGGUCUGAAGAUCAUUGACCUGCAGAUGAGUGACUACCUGCGGGUACUGGAGCACGCCGUGCAGUUUGGCUCGCCUGUGCUGCUGCAGAACGUGCAAGAGGAGCUGGACCCCUCGCUUGCCCCUAUCCUCAACAAGUCUGUUACUAGAGUGGGUGGUCGCCUGCUCCUGCGGCUGGGGGAGAAGGAGGUGGAAUACAGCCCCGACUUCCGUUUCUACUUGACCACUAAGCUGUCGAACCCCCACUAUACCCCAGAGACCUCCUCCCAGACCACCAUCGUCAACUUCGCUGUCAAGGAGCAGGGCUUGGAGGCCCAGCUGCUGGGCAUCGUGGUGCGGAAGGAGCGUCCUGAGCUGGAGGAGCAGAAGGACUCGCUAGUCCUCAACAUCGCUGCCGGCAAGAGCAAGCUGAAGGAGCUAGAGGAUGAAAUUCUAAGGCUGCUGAACGAAGCCACUGGCUCACUGCUAGAUGAUGUGCAGCUGGUGAACACACUGCAGACCUCUAAGGUCACAGCAAGUGAGGUGACAGAGCAGCUGGAGACCAGUGAGACCACGGAGAUCAAGAUUGACACUGCCCGGGAGGCCUACAGGCCCUGCGCCCAGAGAGCCUCCAUUCUCUUCUUCGUCCUCAACGACAUGGGCCGCAUCGACCCCAUGUACCAGUUCUCCCUGGAUGCCUACAUUGAUCUCUUCAACUUGAGCAUCCAGAAAAGCCACCGGAGCUCCAAGCUAGAGGAGAGGAUCCGCUACCUGAAUGAGUACCACACCUAUGCCGUCUACAGAUACACCUGCCGUGGCCUCUUUGAGCACCACAAGCUGCUCUUUAGUUUCCAAAUGUGCGCCAAGAUCCUCGAGACGUCAGGCAACCUCAAGAUGGAUGAGUACAACUUCUUCCUGCGGGGGGGCCUGGUGCUGGACCGGGAGGGGCAGAUGGACAACCCCUGCAGUGGCUGGCUGGCCGACACCUACUGGGACAACAUCACUGAGCUAGACAAGCUCACCAAUUUCCAUGGCAUCAUGAACUCCUUCGAGCAGUACCCACGGGACUGGCACCUCUGGUACACCAACGCCAAACCCGAGAAAGCUAUGCUGCCAGGCGAGUGGGAGAACUCCUGCAAUCAGAUGCAGAGGAUGCUGGUGGUGCGGUCCCUGCGUCCAGACCGUGUGGCAUUCUGCGUCACCUCUUUCAUCGUGUCCAACCUGGGCUCCCAGUUUAUCGAGCCGCCUGUGCUCAACAUGAAGUCGGUAGUGGAUGACUCCACACCCAGGACUCCCCUGAUCUUCGUCCUGUCCCCUGGCGUGGAUCCCACCUCCUCACUACUGCAGCUGGCCGAGCAGUCGGGUGUGGCUCAGCGCUUCCAUGCCCUAUCGCUGGGGCAAGGCCAGGCACCCAUUGCCACUCGUAUGAUCCAGGAGGGUGUCCGGGAUGGGAAUUGGGUGUUCCUGGCCAACUGCCACCUCUCGCUGUCCUGGAUGCCACAGCUGGACAAGCUGGUGGACCAGCUGCAGGUGGAGGAUCCACAUCCAGCCUUCCGCCUCUGGCUUAGCUCCAGUCCCAACCCUGAUUUCCCCAUCUCCAUCCUGCAAGCCAGCAUCAAGAUGACGACGGAACCCCCCACGGGUCUCAAGGCUAACAUGAAGCGCCUGUACCAGCUGAUCACGGAGCCGCAAUUCGGACGCUGCACCAAGCCAGCCAAGUACAAGAAGCUGCUCUUCGCCCUCUGCUUCUUCCACAGUGUACUGCUGGAGCGCAAGAAAUUUCUGCAGCUCGGCUGGAAUGUGGUCUACGGCUUCAAUGACUCUGACUUUGAGGUGUCAGAGAACCUGCUGAGCCUGUACCUGGAUGAGUACGAGGAGACGCCCUGGGAUGCCCUCAAGUACCUCAUCGCAGGUGUCAACUACGGGGGCCACGUGACGGACAGCUGGGAUCGGCGCCUGCUCAGCACCUACAUUAACGACUACUUCUGCGAGCAGAGCGUGGCUGCACCUUUCUACAAGCUGUCAGUGCUCGACACCUACUACAUCCCCAAAGACGGAAACCUGGCCUCCUACCGGGAGUACAUCAGCCUGCUGCCUAGCAUGGACCUGCCCGAGGCCUUCGGCCAGCAUCCCAAUGCUGAUGUGGCCUCCCAGAUCACCGAGGCCAGGACACUCUUUGAGACCCUGCUGUCCCUGCAGCCCCAGAUCACUCCCAGCGGGGCUGCCGGGCAGAGCCGCGAGGACAAGGUUCUGGAGCUGUCCUCCGACGUGCUGAGCAAGAUCCCACAGGAGCUGGACUACAGCGGCACCCAGAAAGUGCUGGCCGAUGACCCCUCGCCCCUCAAUGUGGUGUUGCUGCAGGAGAUCCAGCGUUACAAUGCCCUGCUGCAGGUCAUCAGAUCCUCCCUGUUGGAGCUUGAAAAGGGCAUCCAGGGACUUGUAGUCAUGUCCACCGACUUGGAGGAGAUCUUCAACUGCAUCUUCGACGCCCGCGUGCCCCCUAUGUGGGAGAGGGCCUACCCCUCGCAGAAGCCACUGGCCGCCUGGACUCGGGACUUGGGCCAGCGUGUGGAGCAGUUUGCCCGCUGGGCUGAAACGGCUCAUCCCCCUGUCCUCUUCUGGCUCUCAGGCUUCACUUUCCCCACCGGGUUCCUGACAGCCGUGCUGCAGGCGGCUUCCCGCCAGAACAAUAUCUCUGUGGACACCUUGUCAUGGGAGUUCAUCGUCUCCACGGUGGAUGACAACAACCUGGUGUAUCCGCCCAAGGAUGGUGUGUGGAUCCGAGGCCUGUACCUGGAGGGUGCUGGCUGGGACAAGAAGAACUCCUGCCUAGUGGAGGCUGAGCCCAUGCAGCUGGUCUGUCCCAUGCCCACUGUGCACUUCAAGCCAGCCGAGAGCAGGAAGAAGAGCAGCAAAGGGACCUACGCCUGCCCCUGCUAUUACUACCCGAACCGAACCGGUGCCUCUGGCCGCCCUUCCUUCAUCAUCGGUGUGGACCUGAAAGCUGGCGCCAUGGGCCCUGACCACUGGAUCAAACGCGGCACCGCCCUGCUCAUGAGCUUGGACAGCUGAAACCCCACCCAAUAAA
Pelodiscus sinensis (Chinese soft-shelled turtle) is the source of this 7463-nucleotide messenger RNA. The record is from RefSeq and is a predicted model, not a curated record. Lineage: Eukaryota; Metazoa; Chordata; Testudines; Trionychidae.